Dermacentor silvarum is the source of this 723-nucleotide messenger RNA. RefSeq lists its product as uncharacterized. The transcript has 4 exons. Lineage: Eukaryota; Metazoa; Arthropoda; Arachnida; Ixodida; Ixodidae. The record is from RefSeq and is a predicted model, not a curated record. The coding region runs from base 1 to 723 and encodes 240 amino acids.
AUGUUAGACCACACGGACUUUAGUGGAAACCUCGAGCCGUCGGCGAAACUGGCUGCCGCGUUGGGUUGCAAUGUCAGCGCCAAGAGCACGUGGCUCUCCUGUUUCAGAGACGCCAGCGUGGAGGGACUUUUGACUCAGGCGGCGCGCAUGGAGCUGCGCUUCACUCCUCAAUGGGACGCAAUGGACAUGGUCUUUCCUUCAGCACAGAAGAAGCCAAAGGUGUCCGAAGUUCUAGCCGGUGGAGACAUUGCGCAGGCGAGACAACUUCUCGAAGAAUACGUGAAACCGAGCGCCAAAUCAGCGGGCGUCUCGGGAACUGGCGACGAGUUCUUGAACUACCUGGUCGAUUACAUCAUAGGGCCGAACUCAUUCGUCACCGGCAUGGUCCGGGGUGUGAUAUCGGGCGGCCAGAAGGGGGACUUUAUGGACGUGUUUGGCUUGCUAGUGACGGGAUGCGGCACUCGCGCCAUCGCCAAGAGUGCCUUGCACAAAGGCUACCACUACCUCGUCGACAGCGGCGGAACGCAGCCGCUGUUUGAGCCGAUGCUGGCCAUCGCCGAUGUGGUCAGGUUCCUGUCCCACGGGAUCGUGCCGAGGCUAAAGGACGGACAGGCUUGGCAACCUUGGAAGUCGAUCAAUGCCACUCGCAAAAUUCUCGCCGACGGAAGCGAGGUUCUAGAUGGCGUGAAUGUUGGCUUAACAUGCGAUAUAAAAAUUUUCUGA